Molecule: messenger RNA, 2475 nt
Organism: Fusarium fujikuroi IMI 58289
Lineage: Eukaryota; Fungi; Ascomycota; Sordariomycetes; Hypocreales; Nectriaceae
Product: related to xeroderma pigmentosum group C complementing factor
Exons: 2
Coding region: 1-2475 (824 amino acids)
Biological process (GO): nucleotide-excision repair; mismatch repair
Cellular component (GO): nucleus; XPC complex; cytoplasm
Molecular function (GO): damaged DNA binding; single-stranded DNA binding
Source: RefSeq, a predicted model, not a curated record
AUGGUAGGUAGCAAACGUCCUGCGACAAGGGCUAGCGCUCGGAAGGGAGCUGCACCUUCAGUGCCAACUGGAGGAGAGAUCUACCAGGAUAUGCUUGCGGAAGCUGGCGUGAAUUCAUGGGUUCGGUCAUCACCAGAACGGCCUUUAAAGCGACGUCGUGCUGGGCCAAGCAGAGUAAUAUCGGAACCAGGAAAGACAUCAGAAGUAGCUUCAAAGCAAACAGAACCAAGCAAAGCACCUCCAGCGCAAGUCGCGGACAAGGAAGAGGAAGAGGUCGAUGACGAUGAAGGCGAGGACAUUGAGUUUGAAGAUGUUGCCUUGCCCCAACCAACGAUGCAGACUAUGGAGCUAGAAUCCGACGAUGAUGAAGAUGAGGACAUCAUGUUCGAGGAUGUGGACUUUACAGCACCUCUCCAAGAUUUAGGCAAACCCGAAGAACCAAAGUCGUUAGAGCUCAAUCUGACAGCGCAUCAAUCAUCUACAGCUCAGGUAAAGAAGGCCGCCGAGAGGCGUAAACCAAUCAGCAGAGAGGAGCAGAAGACACGGAUGGAUAUACAUAAAACGCAUCUCCUGUGUCUGUUGUCACACGCUGCACGUCGCAAUCAUUGGUGUAAUGAUGGCAAAGUCCAGGACUACCUGCGACCGCAUUUAACGGACAAGACAGUCAACUACCUCACCCCUGGCGCACACCUUCCGCAAUUUGGAAGGACUGAGAGUUUGAAGACUGGUCUCAAGCAGGCAGAGGGUGUAUGGAAGACGAAGUAUGAAGUUACCGAAAGGGGUCUAAGGCGUGCUCUGUGGGCGGAAGACCUAGAACAACUGAAAGAUUAUGAGCCGCCAGAUGAUAUGGAAAGCUGCUUAGAUCGUGACGAUUUCCGGGAGGCGGCAAAAAAGCUACAAGGGUCUAGAGACGUUGGAGCACAGCUGUAUUGCGCCCUUCUACGAAGUGUUGGCGUAAAGGCACGUUUGGUGUGCUCUCUACAACCUCUCGCAUGUACAUCUGGAGCCCCAUCAAUGCCGAAACCGAAGCAAAGGCCGAAAAAGCGCUCGACAAUAGACGAGAAAAAUGCGCAAGUGCGGGCUACGAUGGCUAAAUACCAAGAAAUGGCCAGUGCUGGAUAUGGUACACCAUCUGGCAGUUCUUCAGCACGUCGAAGGUUGGGGCACCCAAACGCAACAUCAUACAACUUUACACCGGCGAUAUCUCUUCCGAAACCUCAGCCAACCUUUGAAAUUCGCAAGCGAAUAAAAGAAUCCUCACAUCCUGUGUACUGGGUUGAGAUCCUUGAUGUCGGACAUCAGAAGUGGCAACCGGUAGAUGCUAUGGUUACUCAUACCUUCUGGAAGCCAAAAUCCUUGGAGCCACCCAUUACUGAUAAGGAGAAUUUCCUUUCCUACGUGGUAGCAUUUGAUGAGGAUGGGACUGCAAAAGACGUAACAAGGAGGUAUGCGAAGGCAUAUACAGCAAAGACCCGAAGAUCAAGAAUCGACACAGCUUGUGAAGGUGGUGAUAUUUGGUGGAGACGGAUUAUGCAACUGUACGGCCGGCGGCGGCGGACAGAUCUCGAUCAAAUUGAGGAUAACGAACUCGUAGGUAUCGAGGCGAGAGAGCCUAUGCCAAGGAAUGUACAGGACUUCAAAGACCAUCCAGUCUUUGCGCUUGAACGACAUCUUCGACGCCAUGAGGUUCUUGUUCCUGGAGCCACACCUUCUGGAACAGUUGCUGCAGGUAGUAGAGCACCGCUCGAGAAGAUCUACCGGCGGAAGGAUGUUCGGAUUGCGAGAAGUGCAGAUAAAUGGUAUCGUCUGGGGCGGGAGGUUAAACCACUGGAAAUACCUGUCAAAUGGCUACCUAAAAAGGCAAAACCAAAGAACCCUCUGGAUGAUGACCAAGAUGAGGAUGCCCACGGAGAUGCCGGGACACCUAUCUACACCGAGGAUCAGACAGAGCUCUUCGAACCACCCCCAGUGCGGAAUGGCAUGGUACCGAAGAACAAGUUUGGAAAUAUCGAUGUUUAUGUACCAAGCAUGAUUCCUAAAGGAGGAGCUCACAUUAUCCACGAGCAUGCAACACGAGCAGCGAUUAUGGCUGGAGUCGACUACGCACCCGCUCUCACCGGCUUCUCAUUCAAAGGACGACAUGGCACAGCCGUGUUAACCGGCAUAGUGGUCGCAAAAGAGUACGAAGAAGCUGUGCGAACUAUAAUUGAUAGUCUAGGUGAUCUGGAGCAAGAGGUAGAGGAUGAGCGAAGAAGACACCGUGCACUUAGGGCUUGGAGGAAGUUCAUGAUGUCGUUACGUAUAAGAGAACAGAUUUGGAGCGGUGUAGACGCAGAUGAAAGAAAGGCAGCGGAUGAUAAAGCGGCUAAAGAGGCACAACUGGACCAAGAGAUUGAGGAUGCGCCGAGCGAUGUUACUGAAGAGUUUGACAUGGCAGAUGAUGAUGAUAUGGGCGGCGGGUUUUUGGUGGAAUAG